GGGUGGUUCGAGACGCAGGCAGCUUCGGUCAAGCAGCCUGAGAUCAGGCCUCGCCCUUGUCAACCACGGUGAUAGGCGUGAGCAGGAGUUGUCGAGUCGAGUUAGCCCUAGUCACUGGCAGCCGCUGCAGGUUUGUUCGGGUAAUGGCACGCGUUGGCAGGCCGCGGCCUUGCUGUGGGCGGGCGAGUUGUUAACACGGCUUCGAUCGCUUCACGCUCAGGCGUGCAGACCCACUGAACGGGGAGGGGAUCGCGCUGACGCACACGGUGCAGCUUUGCCACUGCACAGCGCUGGCGGCCGCUUCCCUGGCCUUCGUGAGCCUCCCGGCGGGCUUCCCUGCGCACCGGUUCUGGGAGGACGCUCAGUACCCCGGGGCGGAGGCGCGGGAGCUUGGUAGGUGACAGGUCUUCGUCGGCAUCGUCGUCACCGUGCCCGUGCUCCUCGCCCCUGCGUCCGUGGACGAGUGCCAGCCAGGCACGAGUUGAGCAGCACCCGGGGAUCGGAGAUCACCGCGGUGCCUGCAUGCACUUUCUACCUGGCAGGGGUGCUGAGCAUUCGGGAAGCAUUACGCUGCGCGAUUGUUCGGUCAUGGCGAUCGGGAGACCAUAUGUGGCGUUGAGCUGGGCAGCAGCGACGGCAUGAUCGCUAUCUGCAUUGACUGUGUGGUCACCGCCCUGCAUCUGUUGCUGCCCAUCUGCUGGAUUGUCAUCGCUCCCAUGGAGGUGAUUGCGGUCUUGGCCUACAUCGUGCCCGCGCUGCUGCUUGGCAGCCCGACCGCAAACACGGUGCCGUACACGGUCAUCGAUCUCCUCUCGCUCACAGUGUUCGCGGCCAUCGACGUUUGCCGCGCGACGCGAGGACGGCGGGCGUUCGAGAGGCAGAAGCGCCAGCUGUUCGCGGGCUUUUUGGCGGAGAAGCAGAGGCGCUUCCAGGCCGAGCUCCAGCUGUCUAGGGUGACCAACGGCGAGGCCGCGAGGGCGGAGGACCUCGGCUCCGAUCGGUCCGCCCUGUCGCGCCCUGGGGCGACGAUGAGCGCAGCUGCCUUCAAUAGCAGCGUGGAGCACGCGUCGCUGGACCAGGUCCACGCCAUUGGCCGCCGAGAGCAGUGGCUGAUCGAGGACGGCGAGCUGGAGCUCUUGCCCGACAGGGUGCUCGGCGAGGGUGAAUUCGGCAUUGUCGCUUUGGGGUCUUACCAGAACGCACCAGCGGCUGUGAAGGCGCCGAAGGGAAGCGUCAAUGAGUAGUGCGCCA
This is a messenger RNA of Prorocentrum cordatum, 1251 nucleotides long. The record is from the annotation of a GenBank genome assembly. Lineage: Eukaryota; Dinophyceae; Prorocentrales; Prorocentraceae.